Molecule: messenger RNA, 1113 nt
Organism: Aspergillus aculeatus ATCC 16872
Lineage: Eukaryota; Fungi; Ascomycota; Eurotiomycetes; Eurotiales; Aspergillaceae
Product: ACL4 family protein
Exons: 2
Coding region: 1-1113 (370 amino acids)
Molecular function (GO): protein binding
Source: RefSeq, a predicted model, not a curated record
AUGAACGAAGACCCCACCCAGCUCCUGGACCAGGCGACGAUACUCAUCCAGACCGGCCAGGCCGAUGCCGCUCUACAAUUAGCGCAGCAAGCGCUCGACAGCUCGCCCGCGGGAUCCCCCUCAUACCUGUCAGCCUUGAUCGCCGUCGCAGAGAUCUACGUCGAACUUGGAGAUAUCGACACCGCCAGAGCCCAUUUCCUGCGCGCAGUCGAAGCCGAUCCCAACGGGACGAUACCGGAGUCUCAGGGCGGAGGCGCGGAGAAGUUCUUGUGGCUGGCCCAGUUGAGCGAGGAAGGCGGAAAGGAUAGUGUCCAGUGGUUCGAGAAGGGUGUCUCCUCGCUCCGACAUGCGAUCCAGCAACUAGAACAGAACCCCGGCCCUCAGGAGGCGGCCGAGUUACUGGAGAAGAAGCGCAAGAUGGCCAAUGCCCUAUGCGCCGUGGCGGAGAUCUACAUGACCGAUCUUUCCUGGGAGGAAGAUGCAGAGAACCGUUGCGAGACGCUCAUCACGGAGGCUCUCCUCGUUGAACCCAAUGGACCCGAGGUCCUCCAAACCCUGGCUUCCAUUCGAAUCUCGCAGCUACGGACAGACGACGCCAAAGCAGCACUGAGAAGGAGUCUCGAGAUCUGGAAGGACCUGCCCCCGGAGGACCCUAGUAUCCCAGACUUUGCUACCAGAAUCAGUCUUUCUCGUCUCUUGAUGGAGGUUGCGCUGGAGUUUGAGGCGUUGGAGGUCUUGGAGCGGUUGAUCCUGGAAGAUGAUCAGAGUAUCGAGGCUUGGUAUCUAGGCGGAUGGUGCUUAUAUCUCCUGGCUGGGAAGCAACAAGCCCCUGCGGAUGACGAGGAGGAAGCCGAUACCCCAGAGGCCAAGCGCCUUGCAUCGCUCGUUGCCAGUCGCGAAUGGCUCAAGCAGGGUCUGGCUCUCUAUGAGAUCCAGCAGUACGAGGAUGAGAGGCUCAAGGAGCAUGCGCUCGAACUGGUUCAGGAGAUGAACCAGGAACUGGGCGAGGAGAUAGAGGACGAAGAGGCUGAGGGCCAGGAAGGUGAGGAAGGUUGGGAGGACGAGGAGAUCGAGGUGGACUCAGACAGUGACCACGAAAUGGCUGACUCCUGA